UGUGACACAAACAUACUGUAGGCCUAUGUAUUCAACAGUAUUUGAAGUAAGAGAGAGCACCAGUAGUUUGAGUGUUGGAAGCGAUAUAUAAUAUAUUGAAUGCUUAAGUAAUACCCAACUAAUGCCACGUUUGCCAUACAUUGCCAUACAGUAGAUAUUAGAGAGAGUUUGUAGUUAUAGUGAGAGAGAGAGUCAAUUGAAUAUAACAUUCAAAGCAGUCAUACAAUUGUCGCACAUUUAAAGCGCCGGUCGUUAACAACACAUCACUGACAUCGACAACACUGAAGACAUGAAUCGAUUUGUCUUUCUAUCACUACUGUUGAUCGGCUUCUCCACCGCCGAUGACAUCAAACGCGAAGAAAAUGUUUUAGUUUUAAAUAAAGACAAUUUCGACGAUGCAAUCAAAAACCAAUUCAUUUUAGUCGAGUUCUACGCCCCGUGGUGUGGUCACUGCAAAGCAUUAGCUCCCGAGUAUGCAAAGGCCGCCACACAACUACAAGAAGAAGGCUCUGAGAUUCUGUUGGGUAAAGUCGAUGCAACAGAAGAGUCAGAAUUAGCCGAAAAAUUUGAAGUCAGAGGUUACCCAACUCUCAAGUUUUUCCGAAACGGUAAGCCUUCUGAAUACGGUGGCGGACGUACUGCUGAAGACUUAGUGAAAUGGUUGAAGAAGAAGACCGGACCGCCAGCUGUGGAAUUAACGAGUGAAGAACAAGCAAAGAAAUUCAAGGACAGCGCUUCAGUUGUUGUCGUCGGCUUAUUCUCAGACAAAGAUAGUGCUGACGCCAAGACAUUCCUCGAAGUUGCCGCUGAUAAUGACGAACAUCCAUUUGGUAUUGUCACCGAUAAAUCAAUUUACGCUGCUUUAGGAGAAGACAAUGACGGUAUUGUUUUGUACAAAAAUUUUGAUGAAAAACGUAAUCAAUUAGAAGGAGAAGUGACUUCUGCUCUCAUUAAGAAGUUUGUCUCAUCAAAUAGUCUGCCAUUAGUUGUUGAUUUCAGUCAUGAGACCGCACAAAAGAUAUUUGGCGGCGAAAUCAAAGCACACAAUCUGUUGUUUAUCAGUCGUAAGAGUUCUGAUUAUGAAUCGACUGUCGAGUCUUUCAAAAAUGUAGCCAAAGAAUUCAAAAGCAAAGUUCUUUUUGUGACUAUUAAUACCGAUGAAGAAGAUCACGAAAGAAUUAUGGAAUUCUUUGGACUUAAAAAGGACGAAACGCCAUCACUGAGACUCAUUAAACUUGAAGAAGAGAUGACUAAAUUCAAGCCCCCAACUGAUGAUUUGUCAGAGAAGAACAUUAAAGAAUUUGUUGAGGGAGUCCUCAGCGGUAAAGUCAAGCAACACCUUUUGUCACAAGUACUGCCCGAAGAUUGGGACAAAAAUCCUGUGAAGGUAUUGGUGAGCACUAACUUCGAUGAAGUGGCCUUUGAUAAGUCCAAAGACGUUUUGGUCGAGUUUUACGCGCCGUGGUGCGGACAUUGCAAACAACUUGUUCCAAUCUAUGACCAAUUGGCCGAAAACUUUAAAGACUCGGCCACUGUUCUCAUUGCAAAAUUGGAUUCCACGGCCAAUGAGUUGGAGCACACAAAGAUCAAUAGCUUCCCGACCAUCAAAUUGUUCAAACGGGACACAAAUGAGGUAAUAGAAUAUAACGGCGAGAGAACUCUCGAGGGUUUGACUAAAUUUAUAGAGACUGACGGCGAUUACGGUCGCGCGGCACCCGAUCAGGAAGUGGAUGAGGAAGAGGAGGAAGACAAAGCCGACUCUGCGAAGGAUGAGCUCUAAUAUAGUCUUUCAUAUAAUUAAACUAAUUUGUUAUCAAUUUGUUUCAUUUAAUUAUUAUAUCAUAUAAAAAAUUUGGGCAUUUUUUAGAAGUACAGUAAAUUUGUAAUUUUUUGGUAAAAAAAACUUAUGUUUAAUACAACUAC
Messenger RNA from Oppia nitens, 1923 nucleotides. It is a transcript of the gene Pdi, whose product is annotated as protein disulfide-isomerase 2-like. Gene Ontology annotation, biological process: protein folding; response to endoplasmic reticulum stress. Gene Ontology annotation, cellular component: endoplasmic reticulum. Lineage: Eukaryota; Metazoa; Arthropoda; Arachnida; Sarcoptiformes; Oppiidae. Gene Ontology annotation, molecular function: protein disulfide isomerase activity. Bases 290 to 1780 code for a protein of 496 amino acids. The record is from RefSeq and is a predicted model, not a curated record. The transcript has 6 exons.